AUGUUUGAACACUUUACCGCGUGGCACAUCCCACCUCUCCUCGUGGCCACUGCCACCACCUUCGGAGGAUUGAUGCCAUUCUGGAACGCUGCCUAUGCCAUCGAAGAAUUCGGGCUGCCAAAGCGCAUUGCAGUCUCCAAGGAAGCCCAGGCAAUCAUGAUUACCGCCUCGGGUCGAACCACAGCACUUGGUCUCGCGCUUUUCACCUUCUACCUCCAAGACAAAUUCCGCGAAGUCGACACGAUCAUGUUCAUUCUAGGCUAUCUCGGCCUCGUCGAUGGGUAUGUGUGCUGGCGUGAGGGUGUACCGGGGAAAGCAGUCUUUCGGACCGUCUCUGGGCUGUUGAUCGCGGCAUGGGGAUGGUUCAGCAUGACCAGUUAG
Messenger RNA from Nannizzia gypsea CBS 118893, 381 nucleotides. RefSeq lists its product as hypothetical. The record is from RefSeq and is a predicted model, not a curated record. Bases 1 to 381 code for a protein of 126 amino acids. The transcript has a single exon. NCBI's taxonomy places the organism in Eukaryota, Fungi, Ascomycota, Eurotiomycetes, Onygenales, Arthrodermataceae.